Messenger RNA from Geodia barretti, 1878 nucleotides. Lineage: Eukaryota; Metazoa; Porifera; Demospongiae; Tetractinellida; Geodiidae. The record is from the annotation of a GenBank genome assembly.
AUGUUCGAGAAGAUUUGGGACGCCCACGUGGUUCAUGAGGAACCAGGGCAGCCCACUGUACUUUACGUAGACCUGCAUUUGAUACAUGAGGUUACUACCCCUCAGGCUUUCGAAGGCCUGCGAAUGGCCGGCCGCAGCGUUCGCCGUCCCGAUCUGACCGUAGCAACGGUGGACCAUAACACCCCCACCUGGGACCUGUCCCUUCCCAUUACCGAUGAGAUUUCCAAGGGCCAAUUGGAUGCCAUGGUGGAAAAUACCCGCGACUUUGGCCUUACCCUGUUUGACCGGUUCAGCCCCUACCAGGGGAUCGUCCACGUCAUUGGCCCCGACCUGGGUUACACCCUGCCUGGCAAGACCGUGGUAUGCGGUGACAGCCACACCUCUACGCAUGGCGCCCUUGGUUGCCUCGCGGUGGGCAUUGGAACGUCUGAAGUGGAGCACGUGCUGGCGACGCAGACCCUCCGCCAGUUCAAGCCCAGGACCAUGGAGGUUAGGGUCGACGGUCAAUUGCCCAAGGGCGUGGUGGCCAAGGAUGUGAUCCUGGGCAUCAUAGGGCAGAUCGGCGUGAACGGCGGUGUAGGUCAUGUCAUCGAGUACACGGGUGAAGCCAUCCGUUCCCUUUCUAUGGACGGCCGCAUGACGGUCUGCAACAUGAGCAUCGAGGGUGGUGCCCGGGCCGGAAUGAUCGCGCCAGAUCAGACAACAUUUGACUACGUCACUGGCCGUCAAUUUGCGCCGAAGGGUGAAGAACUGGAAAAGGCCAUUGAAGAGUGGCGCAAGUUGCCCUCCGACGAAGGAGCAACCUUUGAUCGGUUGGUGGAAAUAGACGCCGCGUCCCUGGAACCCUUCGUCACGUGGGGUACUAACCCGGGCAUGGUGGCCAAAGUAACCGACCGGGUUCCUGACCCCGCCUCCUUCGAUGAGGCUGCGCAGCGCGAAGCUGCCGAGCGGGCCCUAACGUAUAUGGAUUUGGAACCCAACAUGCCGAUUUCCGAUAUAAAGCUGGACCGGGUAUUCAUCGGAGCCUGUACAAACUCCCGAUUGGAAGACCUUCGAGCCGCCGCCGAUGUGGUCAAGGGUCGCAAGGUCCAUCCUGACGUUUACGCCAUGGUGGUGCCUGGCUCUGCCCUGAUCAAAGCCCAGGCCGAGGCCGAAGGUCUGGACCGCAUCUUCACGGACGCGGGGCUGGACUGGCGGGUGGCAGGAUGCUCCAUGUGCCUGGGAAUGAACCCGGACGUCCUUUCGCCUGGUGAGCGUUGCGCCUCCACGUCCAACCGCAACUUCGAAGGCAGGGCAGGGCCAGGGUGGUCGCACCCACCUGCCCCCCUGGAUCGAGUCAACGUUGACACCGACGCAAUUAUUCCGGCGAUCCACCUCAAGAGCAUCCGCCGCACGGGUUACGGCCAGUUUCUGUUCGAACGCUGGCGUUUUAACGAAGAUGGCAGCACCCGUCCCGAGUUUGUGCUGAACCAGCCAAGUUACGCCAACGCCAGUAUUCUGGUGGCCGGGCGCAACUUUGGCUGUGGCUCAUCCCGGGAGCACGCUCCCUGGGCCUUGAACGAAUACGGCAUACGCUGUGUAAUAGCCCCCAGCUUUGCGGACAUUUUCUUCAACAAUUGCUUCCAGAACGGGCUUUUGCCCAUCGUGCUGCCCGAGGAAAAGGUACGGCAGAUUAUGGAUUUGGCGUUGGAGAACCCCGGAGUUCGCCUGCACGUGGACCUGGAGGCUCAAAGAGUUUGGGACGAAAACGAAGAGAUCGUUGUCGAUUUCGACGUAAACCAAUUCCGGCGUUAUUGCCUGCUGAACGGCCUGGACGAUAUUGGCCUUACGUUGCAGCAGGAGGAUAAGAUAGCCGCUUUUGAGGCGGCGCGGGGUUAA